This is a messenger RNA of Balaenoptera acutorostrata (minke whale), 393 nucleotides long. It is a transcript of the gene SLURP1, whose product is annotated as secreted LY6/PLAUR domain containing 1. The record is from RefSeq and is a predicted model, not a curated record. Gene Ontology annotation, molecular function: acetylcholine receptor inhibitor activity. The transcript is spliced from 3 exons. Lineage: Eukaryota; Metazoa; Chordata; Mammalia; Artiodactyla; Balaenopteridae.
AUGGGAGACCAGAGGCUGCUCAGUGAGAAGCAGAGCACAGGCAAAGGCGUGGAAAUGGGAGUGUGCAGUGGAGGGUCUGUCCCUAUCCCUCUCCCAGGUGAGGCCUUAAGAUGCGUCACCUGUGAGCAGCCCACGGCCCUUCUUUUGUGCAAGACCAUUACUAACUGCAAGCCGGAGGACACAGCGUGCAAGACCUCGCAGCUGACGGUGGAGUCAGAGUUCCCCUUCAACCACAGCCCCAUGGUGACCAGUUCCUGCUCCCGCUCCUGCGAGGCCGCUGACCCAGACAGCAUCGGGGCUGCCCACCCCAGCUAAAGCUGUUUCCAUGACCUCUGUAAUUCUAUGGGGGUUGCCAGGCUCAGUGCUGGGGCCCUAGUCCCUAGGGGGCCAUAA